AUGCAUCGCCUGUGGCAUGAGAAAUAUAAACGGCAAGCCGCCCGUGCUAUGAUGAUUCGAACAACUGCCAUCAGCCUGCUCGCUGUUCUCGCGGAAGCAGUACGCGCCCAGGCUGUCGCCUUGAGCGGCUACACGGUCCACGACGACUAUACCCGGACAAUGCUGCCGAGCUCCGCUAGCGCUAUAGAUAAUGCACACCACAUCUUCAACCAGCUUAACAGCGCUGGGAGGCAAUGGGGUUCCUCUCUGGCCCACAACGGCGUUGGUUUCUUCCCAGCUAUAGUUCCAGCCGGAACACUGCUCUACCAUGGCGGCCACACCGAUCAGCCGCCAACACAUCCACAGUGGCUAGCAUUCGAUGUAGAGCAUGCUGAGCUCUUCGCGGUGUCUCGUCUGAGAUCUUCUGGCACAACUAGAAGGGUCCAAGGCGGGCUAACCAGGAGUAACCAAGCUCCAGCGCAAAAGCCCGUACUCAUCGGCCUCCCAUCUCAUCACCGUGGUGAUCCCGCUGAAGACUCCUCCAGUCAUGGCCACCCGGCCGGCCCAGCUUCUGUUCCAGAGUGUCCCUCAGAAGGUUGCCGAAACAUUCGUGGAUAUUUUCACACAUAUCAGGCGUCUCGCGAUCUCCGUGUCCUCUACCUAGACGGCAUGGCCGCCGCCAAGACCACCAUGGGCACUCUUGACUCGCAGGACCACGUCCUUUGCGAAGGCAAGUUAGGCAAUCUAUCGGAUAGCUUCACCUUCGGUGAAGAUGAGAGAGCUAGCAUGAUUUGUGAGAUGCUCACAGACUGGGGCUAUGAUGGCUUCGUUAGGAUGGAAGGGGGCUUCGAGCUUGUCUACUGUGAUUUCAGUGCGGGAGUCAGCUUCCUUUCUGCGCGCCGCACAUUCUACCCCCAAGAUAAGCUCAGCGAUGAGGGACAACAAAUAUUCGAAGUGUUUAGGGCCGCCGCUGAGCACUACGACGGCAUUGGCGCCGAACGCCUCAGAAUUGACUUUUCUUCCAUGGUGUCCGGUUGGCUGUUUCCAAUCAAUCUCACAAAUGCUGAUCCUGAUCGGCCCGAGUUGCCUAGGUUCAGCUCUGUCAAGCAGCCUGAACUGAGAGCAAUCAAGAGCCAAGUGUCGCAUGCCUGUGCGUUGCCGCGACGGUUCACGGUUGAUUGGCAAGCUACAACAGACAUGAUUGUUAAACGCUUUUCCAGGCGAUUUAUUCGAAUGACGUCUCCGAACUGCUCAUUGCAUAAUUUCAUUGAAGAAAUCGAAUCGGCAACUCUGACCUAUGUGGACGCCCCAAGACGACCCGGCGAUACUUCAUCACUUCCCGCGGUAGACAGCCCAAUAGACUCUGGUGAAGUGUCCAUUACUGAGGAAGUUCUACAAUGUACGGAACACUUUCUGCUGCCGUCGACAAAGCUCAGAGAUCAAUGGGAAAUCGAGGACAAAUUGAUACAUUUGGCUAUAGAGACUGUUACCCGCGACAUUUGCACAGUACUGUUCUCUGUCAGGGCAGCUUUGCUCAAGGCGUCACCAGACGCAAAAUCCGGAGGCUUUCGAAUCAAUACGGCAAGCUCAACCAAAGAACUACGCGACGCAGUCGAGAAAGGUCGUCAUGAGCUUAGACGGCUCACCAAAAGGUUGGGUUGGAGCGAAAUGAAAAAGGUCAGCGUCUGUCAACCAGAUGAGAUGAUAUUUGCUGCAAUGUGGCCAAUAGGAAAUGACGAGGACCAUUUCAACCCCGGUUGUGUGAAGAUGAACGAUUUGAACUUUACUAGGCAGCGCUACUGGAAAUUUCCUCUGCGUAAAUAG
Beauveria bassiana ARSEF 2860 is the source of this 1803-nucleotide messenger RNA. RefSeq lists its product as uncharacterized. The record is from RefSeq and is a predicted model, not a curated record. The transcript has 2 exons. Lineage: Eukaryota; Fungi; Ascomycota; Sordariomycetes; Hypocreales; Cordycipitaceae. Bases 1 to 1803 code for a protein of 600 amino acids.